Cladocopium goreaui is the source of this 3888-nucleotide messenger RNA. NCBI's taxonomy places the organism in Eukaryota, Dinophyceae, Suessiales, Symbiodiniaceae. The record is from the annotation of a GenBank genome assembly.
GAGCAGAACCCUCGGCGCCUGUUGACCGGGGACGAGGAACUUCGUUGCUUUGGCCUUCGGGGAGGUGGUCGGGAAGUGCUGCGGAAGAAGUUUGCCAUGGACGUUGAAGAGCCUCCGGUUCCAUCCACCUACGUGAAUGAUGCCGAACAAGAGUUGCAGAACUAUGUGGAGAAGCUGCCACUGCAAGAGGCACCAGCCUUUCCGCUACAAGGCAACUUUUCAUCAAAGAUUGGAGAAGAGAUGAUGGAGGAGCUGCGCGGGUCCUGGAAUAGCCAUCACCAAGAAGAUGAGUACUCGGUCACACUCGAGGGCCGCCAGGUGGAACUCUGGGAGGGGAAGUUGGAGGAUGCCAGAGCUUGCCGCGAGCAGAUGCAUCAGUACCUGGUUGAUGCGUUGCACUUGUUUCCUACGGAUGCAGGGGCUUCUGAUGCCAAUAUCUUUCGAUUGCGAAUGGCAUCGAACCUGGUCCCGAAGGUCACAGAAAGAGAUUUCUUGCGAGCUGCGAUUCAGCCGGAAGUUCUUCGAAGUUUCAACCCAUUUCUGUCACCGAAGGCGGUGCAACAGCUGCACGAAGCUGUGUUGCUGUUGUUGCAGCUCUAUGUGUGGGAGGAUAAGCUUAAGAGGCUUUGCAUACACGCUAAGGGUCAGGUCUACCCAAUGCUGUUGCAAGAGCUGUUGGUGACUCGAUGCUGGGAGGUUCAGGAGCACCCAGAGUGGUUGGUCUUUGAAGUAGAGGAGGGGCUGCAGAUUCGUCCAGUGCAAUAUGAAGUUGCAAGGAAACUCAUCAAAGAUCCAGGCUGCGUGGUGCAGUUGAAUAUGGGAGAAGGCAAAACACGAGUGAUUCUACCCAUGCUCAUCCUACACUGGGCUGGCAAGGGAGAGCUUGGAGAGCAGAGAUUGCUGAGAAUCACAGCGUUGACUUCCUUGAUCAACGAGCUCUUCGAUUUUCUGCAUCGACAUCUCUGUGCUUCUGUGCUGCAGCGGAAAAUCUUCACGCUUCCAUUUCAUCGUGACGUGCAACUCACAGAAGAAGAUGUGAAGGUGAUGAUUUCUUCCAUGGAAUUUUGCAGCCGCAGUGGUGGCGUCCUUUUGGUGGCUCCGGAGCAUCGGUUGUCCUUGCAACUGAAAUGGCAUGAACUGCGCCUUCAGGGGGAACACGCUUUGUGUGAGCUGUUGGAUCAGUUCUUCGCCUUGCCAUCACGUGAUUGCUUGGAUGAAAGCGAUGAAGUCCUCCGCCACAAGUACCAGUUGAUCUAUGCUGUGGGCAGUCCAAUUCCCCUGCCGGAAGGCCAUGAGAGGUGGACGGUGGCAACAACGUUGCUACGGGUUUUGCACAACUCCCAGAGGUUGCGAGACCUUUUGACACCUGAAAACUCGGUGACCGAACCGGGCGACUGCGAAGCCUUUCACCUGAUUCGCCUGGUGCCAGGGAAGGAGCUCCAGGAGAUCAUGUUACAAGUGCGAGUUCGAAUCGUGGAGGAGUUGAUGGAGGAUCCUCCAUACGAUUUCGCCUGGUUGAAAAAUUUCAGAGAUGAUGUGGCUGUAGUCAUGUUCUUGACAGGUCCUGAGGCAGAUGAGACUGUUCUACCUGAAGGCAUUCCCCAGGAUCGCCUUGCUGUGAUGCUGGCCCUGCGAGGAUUCCUUGCAUGUUCGGUCUUGGAGCAUUGCUUAACCAAGCGACACUCUGUGGAGUACGGCAUUCGGAGAAGCCAUGGAAAGCGCUUAGCAGUGCCCUACCGGGCCAGCAACACUCCAUCAGAACGCUCCGAAUUUGGACACCCGGAUUGUGCCAUCCUUCUGACUCUGCUUUCCUACUUUUACGAUGGACUCAGCCACUUCGAGCUACGACAAGCCUUUGAGGUAUUGUUGGCUUGUGAUGAAUCCAUCCAAGAAGAUCACUAUGACACUUGGUUCAGGUUGAGCAGUGAACGCAUCCCACCAGAGGAGAGACCAACGCUGGAACGAGUGUCGAUGGUGGAUCUCUCCAAUGAAAAUCAGUUGGAGGUACUUUACACCUAUUUCCACAAGAACUAUGAGACCAUUGCCUUUUGGGUCUGCCAGUGUUUGUUUCCAUCGGAGACGGCGCAGUAUCCUCAGAAACUGCUGAAAAACGCCUGGCACCUGGCUGAAAAUCCUGAUGGCCUCGUCGGUGGUUUCUCUGGCACCGAUGACAAUCAUCGUGCGCUACCCUUGCAGGUGACGCAAGAGAACCUCACGGAGCUGUGUGGAACCAACGGCAAGAUGGUGAAGACCAUUUUGGACAACCCGGAGUUCCACAGCUUGGAACUUGGUGAAGACGGCCAUUUGCAUUGGAAAAUGGUGCUGACCGCUGCUGCAACGCGAGGUGUGGAUGCUCUGAUUGAUUGCGGAGCUUUGACGGCUGGCGCCGACAAUGCGAAGAUUGCUGGCGAACUACUUGUCUUGAUGGAAGGCAAGUUCAGUGGUGUGACGUUUUUCGACACCUCCAAAAAGGAUUGGAUGAUCUUGGACUACCACGGCCGUUGCCUCCCAAAAAAGUCUUCGCCUGCACGAGAGUCGGAGUGUUUCGCCUUCUUCGACGAAGCGAGAUCUCGUGGGGCUGACUUGAAGCUUGCGAUGACCGCCAGAGCCAUGGUGACCGUGGGCCCCAAAUGUGGAAAGGACAAGUUGAUGCAAGCCGUGGGGCGAAUGCGGCAACUGGGCAAGGGCCAAAGCUUGGAGUUCAUCGCAUCGCCGGAGGUCACCAGAAAGGUGCAAGAUCUCAUGACGCCAACAGACCGCUUUGGCGAGGUGACGUCAAAGGACUUGCUUGAAUGGGUGAUGGCCAAUACUGUGCGAGCAGCAGAAGAGGCGUUGACUGAAUGGGCCAAGCAAGGCUUGCUCUUCACCAAGACGCACGGCAACCCUGAAAUGGCCGUGUUGGAUGAAACUGUUGAGCUCAAGCAUUUCUACGGAGAUGCAUUGGUGUCUCGAGAGGUGUCAGAGGUCAUCGGAGAAGAGCUGAAGGUCUUUGAACAGGCUGGUGCAGACCUCGGUCAUCAGCUUCUCAACGAGAUCAGGCAUCGGUCUGAGAAAUAUGGCGCCGGAGUUCAUGUGACGGCCAGUGUACUGGACGAAGAGUACGAGCGAGAACUGCAGGUAGAAAAGGAAGUGGAGAAGGAAGUGGAGAAACAGUUGCCCAGUGUGAAGCCUUUGCCGGAAGUAGAUUGGGACCUGUCGAAACUGCCCUGCGCGAAGAGCAUCAAAGAUUUGCCAAGCAAAGUCCUCACUUUGCCCAAAAUCUUUGCUUCCACGGUUUCAUUGAAGGGAAUCCACUUUCCACCGCACCUGCGAAUUUUCGCCACGGAGAAUUUCCAUCAGACCAUCCUUGGGCAUCAGAAUCUCAACUUGGAUGACUAUCUACGCCCCGUAGAUGCUGUGAUCGUGUUCCCAGAGUCCAACGAACUUCUGCUCCUGUCCGAAAGGGAGGCGGAUUUGGCCCUGGAGGCGUUUUGGACUGCGAAGUCCCAUCGCAAUGUCUUCACCAACUGGGCCUUGUGGCGGAACAGCUUUUCCCUGGAGAUUCCGGGGGUGCUUCCUGUGGCAAGUCGUCCUUCAGUGCUUCAGGAUGCAUCGGCGCUAGUGUCUAUCCAGGCAUUUAUGGGUGACACGAGAUUCAAAGAAGAGGCGCAGAAGAAGGAACUUCAGGAUCUCGUGAAUCAUGUCGAAAGGGAAUGUGGAGAUGCAAGGGCCAUCAAAGAGUUUGUGAAUGUGAGAGGAAUGAUGCAUCGAUUUGAAAGAAGUGACCUUGCACGCAUCUUGAAUUCGAGGUAAGCCACCGCGCAGAACCACUUUGAGACCAAUUUUGUUUAGGCUAAAGUUUAGGCAUGUUUAGUAAGGCAGUUUCCUGGCGACGUGCGUACGAUCUAU